UUGCCAUUUCACUUAUCGACUCUAGAAAUGUCCGUUGUAUCGAAAACUGAACAUUUUCAACCAUUUCGAUUAUUCAAUCUUCCAACUGUGGCAGCAUGUAAUGUUAUAUCAUUUAUGAGGAUUGUUGAAGUAAUUGAAACGUCUAUGACCAGCUCGAAAGCGAGGAAAAAAGUGAAAUCUUUGAUAAAUGCCAAACUUUGGAAAGAAAUUGAUAUUUGUCCCGGAUUUGAUUCGAAUCCAAUUAUUCAAUUGGUCAGAAACUAUGACGUUUGGAUAAUAUCAUUCGGUAUAAAGAGAUACUAUCCCGAUACUUUAAGUUGUAUGAAUUACUACAGACUUUUGCAAACCAACUUGGAAGAUAAGACGGCUGACUGGAAAAUGUGGAUUGAGUAUCUAACUGAAUUCUUGGAAUCUCCUAUAGUCGAGCUUUCCAUGGAUAUCUCUGAACUGAAAGAUAAACAACAAUCAGUCAUCGAUUGGAUAAAAUCUAGACAACGUUCGAUUGAGAAACUCUCAAUAUAUGGAGAAAAUGUUUCAACCGAGGAUUUUGCGAUAGUUGAGAACAAUAAAGGUUUCACGAAAGAGUUCCUGUUUGAAAUGGAAACCGACGAAAACUUCCAUAGUGAUUUCACUUUUAAUGGAAAGUCUCUAACUGUGUACAAGGGAAAGUGGUUCAAAUUGAAUCAACUAUUGAACAGCGACUGUGCGGAAAUAUAUAUAGUUAAUUCUUUAUCAGAUAGUGAAUGGAACACUUUUCUUAGAAAAUGGAUCAAUAUGGAAUCGAAUUUGAAUCUGAAACGAUUGGAGUUCGAUAUCCCAGAACUUCAAUCACUUUUUUCAAUUCUCCUGCUACCCUCCGAAUCUGUGGCCAGUAUUGCAACGAAUGCCGGAAUGAACAUGAUUGAGAAUAAAUUUAAAAACUUCAUGGUAAUUCGACGCAAUGAUGGAGCAAUAGGUGUUCUCGGAAUCAGGUGGACAAAGGGACAUGGAUCUAAAGUAUGGACACUAUCAUUGACGGUUAAAUGAAUUAAUUUUGGAAUUCGAGUUUUCAGCAAUAAAGUCGUUUUAAAAAA
Caenorhabditis elegans is the source of this 1073-nucleotide messenger RNA. It is a transcript of the gene F22G12.3, whose product is annotated as F-box domain-containing protein. The coding region runs from base 28 to 1026 and encodes 332 amino acids. Lineage: Eukaryota; Metazoa; Nematoda; Chromadorea; Rhabditida; Rhabditidae. The transcript is spliced from 3 exons. The record is from RefSeq and is marked reviewed.